Molecule: messenger RNA, 1967 nt
Organism: Vicia villosa (hairy vetch)
Lineage: Eukaryota; Viridiplantae; Streptophyta; Magnoliopsida; Fabales; Fabaceae
Product: E3 ubiquitin-protein ligase RFI2-like
Exons: 6
Coding region: 241-1539 (432 amino acids)
Molecular function (GO): ubiquitin-protein transferase activity
Source: RefSeq, a predicted model, not a curated record
UUCAUAUUCACACACAACAAGACAAGAUACGUUGUCAUCCUCGGUCAUUUCAUUUCUCUUCUUCCUCGUUCCAAACACAAACCAAAGAAGACUUAGAUCUCAUAAUUUCCCAUCUUUUCUAUCUCAUAAUCCAGUCACGCAAACAUACAAUUAUCAAUUCAAUUGAAUUAUCAAACAACUUUCUCCGAUUUCUUUGCUUUUUCUGUUAUAUUUAUUCCCCUGAUUUUUAGGGUUUUUGUUAUGGGUCUUGGUACAGACCAGGAAGAGGAUAAUAAACAUGGUAGAAAUAAUAAGGUUGUUGAUGAAGGGGAUGGUCCUGGAACAAAGUCUUCUGGGUCUGUGUCUUGUUCAAUCUGCCUUGAGGUUGUUAUGGAUAAUGGAAAUAGAUCCUUGGCUAAACUUAUUUGUGGACAUCAAUUUCAUCUUGAUUGCAUUGGUUCAGCAUUCAAUAUAAAAGGAGCAAUGCAAUGUCCUAACUGUCGGCAGAUUGAGAAAGGUCAAUGGCUUUAUGCUACCGGUUCUCGGUCAUAUCCAGAAUUCAACAUGGAUGAGUGGGCACAUGAGGAGGACCUAUAUGAUCUUAGCUACUCUGAAAUGUCCUUUGGAGUUCAUUGGUGUCCAUUUGGCAAUCUGGCGCGACUUCCAUCAUCUUUCGAGGAAGGCGAAUUUCCAUCCACGGCUUAUCCUGAUAUAAUCGGACAACACGCCGUAUUUGCUGAACAUACGGCUGUAUCAUCUGCAAGUCAUCCUUGCCCAUAUGUUGCUUACUUCGGACCAGUACAUCCAUCCUCCUCCAAUUCAGGUGGAACUGUAUCAGAAGCACCUAACUUCAACCAUUGGAACGGUUCAUCCAUGCCUGGUGAAAUGCCAGGCUCUUACGCAUUUCCUGCCAUGGAUCUUCAUUAUCACAAUUGGGAGCACCAUACCCCUCCUUUCUCUACGGCAAGCAGUCGUCUAGUUGCCGCCGAUCAGCCCUCGGUGUCACCCGCUAGUCAAAGGCCAGUCAGGGGUGGUUCAGAUGUACCGAGAUCCGGAUCUUUUAUGCAUCCCUUUCUUGUUGGUCACAGUUCUGCCGCGAGAGCGGGUAGCUCAAUCGGUUCCUCUAUGAUCCCCCCUUAUCCCGGUAGCAAUGCUCGAGCCCGUGAUAGAGUCCAGGCACUUCAGGCAUACUAUCAACCACAACAACAUCCUAACUCAACAACAAUGCGGGCACCAGUUGCUUCUGGAACCCGAAGAGCCAGCAGUCACAACGGUUCAACUCAGCUAGCACCAAUGGCCACAUCACCAGACCAAAGUGGCGGUUUCUUCCUUAUCCCGUCAAGUUCAUCAGGACGUAAUUACCAAGAAGAAAACCAUCUACCCAGUCGCUUCCACGCAUGGGAAAGAGACCACUUACCUUCAUUGUCGUUGAGUCAAACUGAUAGAGAUUCAAGUUGGAGACCGUACCACCAAAAUGCGAACCGGUCAGACCCGGGUACGAGGCCAAGCAACUUCCGUUUAAGGCAUGGAUCAGAUAGAAUGCCUUCACAAAAUCGGUAAUACAUGUCCUAUGCACUGCGAAGCAAACUCGCACUACUGUGGAAAAUCAGAACUUAUGUAUGCUUUGAAAAAAUGUUACAUAUUGCUUUGGCACUUUGGCCUUUUGGGUCUGUUAUGUUAAGGUACAUACAUUAUAUAAUCUGGCUGGCCUUGGAACUGAUUUUUCCGGCAGCCAACGUGGCUGUGUGAUGGACAUUUGCUUCGACUAUUUUAUGUGCCUCCGAGGACAUAAAAUAAGAUGGUAAAAUCAGGUUUUUUUGGAAGUAAUGCUGGAGCGUGUGUUUUCAAGUGAUAAAAUCAAUUGAAAUUGAAUGAGAUGAGAUCAAUUGUGGUUGGAUUUGUUGUGAGUGAAGUAUUUAUGUAUGAUAAAAACGCUCAUGCAAAUGCUUUUGUAUUGAGAACUUGAGUAAUUUUACCUUGUUUAUAAA